UUUUUUUUCCUUUUUGAUGAAGUCUUCUCCUUCGAAUUGAAGUCUUCUCCUCUGAAUUGAAUGCCGCCUUCCCAAUUUAUUGCCUAACCAUCCCUUCCCAAACCCAAAACCAAAUCCAGCUCUCUUUCCCUUCCUCCACAUCGACCGCCAAAACCACCUCUGUAAAUUCGCCGCCUCAUUCUCCGACCACCACGUCCACCUCCGUCUCUCCGACACCAAUUCCUUCUCUCUCCGUCGCCGUCCAAUCGAUCGCCACUCCUCUUCAGGUCGUCUCCUGCCGGCGGCCCGACACCAAUGCCAUCGUCUCUCCUCUUCAGGUCUGUAAUGGAUUAGCUGGAAAGAGGGCCACUACAAACCACAAUUGCAUAAACAGCGCGUGCCAAGCACUCCCGUUAAAUUUUCGGGGUGCGCUGAAUAGGCUCUCCCAAAUCUGAACCACUGCAUUCCAAAGUCCUUGACUACAAUAUGAAGCCGUCGUCGUCCUCGUCGCCGCCCCCAUCAAUUUCCCCUUCCUGGAGACACUGGAAGUACGAUGUGUUCUUGAGCUUCAGAGGUGAAGACACACGCAGGACCUUCACGGACCACCUCUACGCGGCACUAGAACGUGCGGGAGUCUGGACGUUUAGGGAUGCGGAGGGACUAAGGAGAGGUGAAUACAUAGCUGAAACAUUAAUGUGUGUAAUCCUAGAGUGUAGGAUCUCUCUCAUUGUCUUCUCAGAGAAUUACGCGGAUUCACAUUGGUGUCUCGAGGAGCUGGUGCAGAUCAUGGACUGUAGAAGAACACAAAAGCAACUGGUUUUCCCCAUAUUCUAUCACGUUGUUCCUUCACAUGUCAGGAAGCAGGUAGGUAGUUUUGGCAAGGCAUUUGAGAAACAUGAAGCUAAACUAUUAACUGAAGGUAGAGAUAAGAUACCCAGGUGGAGAGCUGUUCUCAGAGAAGCUGCAAGUUUGGCUGGCUUCGAUAUUGCUGAUAGGCAUGAAGCAGAGUUUAUUAACAGCAUUGUUGACGAGAUAUGCAGACGGCUAACCAACACAUACUUGAACUUAGCUGUCUACCCAGUUGGAAUAGAUUCUCGUGUUGAAGAUAUCAGUAAUUCUUUGUGUGUUGGAGUAGGUGAUGAUGUUCGCAUGGUUGGAAUUUGGGGUAUGGGUGGAUCCGGCAAAACAACACUUGCCAAAGCCAUCUAUAACAAAUUUUAUCAUCACUUUGACAGUAAAAGUUUCCUAGCGGAUGUUAGGGAGACUGCAAAGGAUUCACGUGGUAAGAUUUAUCUGCAAGAAAGACUGCUUUCUGAUGUCCUAACACCAACCAAGAUAGAGCCGUGA
Fragaria vesca subsp. vesca is the source of this 1326-nucleotide messenger RNA. Its product is annotated as TMV resistance protein N-like. Bases 466 to 1326 code for a protein of 286 amino acids. Lineage: Eukaryota; Viridiplantae; Streptophyta; Magnoliopsida; Rosales; Rosaceae. The transcript has 3 exons. The record is from RefSeq and is a predicted model, not a curated record. Gene Ontology annotation, biological process: defense response; signal transduction. Gene Ontology annotation, molecular function: ATP hydrolysis activity; ADP binding.